Molecule: messenger RNA, 2085 nt
Organism: Symsagittifera roscoffensis
Lineage: Eukaryota; Metazoa; Xenacoelomorpha; Acoela; Convolutidae
Product: TBC1 domain family member whacked-like
Exons: 1
Coding region: 35-1621 (528 amino acids)
Source: RefSeq, a predicted model, not a curated record
CUUAGCGUCCACCGGGAAAGGCAGCCUGAACAGGAUGCCACCAAAAGUGGACCAAUUUGGCUUUGUAGUUCAGACAGACCAGCCAGGAGGCCCUGAAAGUGAAAACAAUACCCCCAACAAUGAACAGAAAUCGCAACAAAGUGAAGAAUAUUCAGCUAGAAACCGGGUUCGUGAAAUGAAAUGGCUCGAUAUGUUUAACCGAUGGGAUUUUUUUAUUAAGAAAAAUCAACGUAAACUUCGAGAUAGAUGUCGGAAGGGAAUUCCUCAGUCAUGUCGAGGGAAAGCUUGGCUAAAGCUCACUAGUGCUUCGAAGCUACAACAGCAUCGUAGCGAUAUAUAUGAUAAAUUGCUGGGUAAGAAUUUAGACAAAAAACUCGCAGAUGAGAUCAAGCGAGAUCUACACAGAACGUUGCCACAGCAUACGAUGUUUCUAAAUAGCACUGGUCAAGGACAGAAGAAGCUUUAUGAGGUUCUGAAAUGCUAUGCUCUGUACAACCCUAGAAUUGGAUAUUGUCAGGUUCUGUCCCCAAUAACCGCAGUUUUGCUUUUGUACAUGGAUUGUGAAGAAGCAUUUUGGGUUCUGGUCAGAAUUUGCGACGUCUAUCUUAUCGGAUAUUUCGACGAAGGCAUGAAGGGUAUCCAGAUAGAUGCUUUAAUAUUCAGAGAGCUCUGUAAAAAGUUCUUACCAAAGCACUACAGUAUUUUAUCUCGUUGUCAAAUCGAUUUCGUUGUGUUAGUUCAAAAGUGGUUUUUCUGUAUAUUUUCGCGGACUUUGCCAUGGCAUAUCUCGCUGCGAGUUUGGGACUGCUUUUUCUUUGAAGGAAAAUGGUGUUUGUUUAGAGUAGGGUUGACUUUAUUAAAGUACUCUUUAAUAGAAUUCAUUCUCAACCCUGCGAGCGCUGAUGAGUUCACAGUUUUGAAAACAAUCCAUCAUUUCAACGUGGAAGCUCUUCACGAAGAAAAAUUUCUACAGAAGUCUCUUGACUUCAAAAUAACGAGUGAAGCAAAGAAAAAGUUAAAUGAGUUAUGCACUCGACAGUUCGAGAAGAAGAAAGCAGAAGAAAUAGCUGCUCGUAGAGCACAGCAAGAAGCGGAUACUAACCGUGGAAGUUUCCUGAAUAAAAUAGGAAGGUACAUGUUUACGAAAAACAAAAACGGAAUCAAUCCAAAUGAACCGGGAUCUUCAAGAGGUCAAGAUGAAAACUACUACUAUGCCACGCAUAAAAGUAGCAAUAGUCAAAGAAAACACAAAUCAGAGCCACUAUCUGACCCCAUACAUCCGGAUAUGGUAAAUGAAAUCUUGAAACCAGAGGAAACAGGCAAUGAAGAGUUCUUGGAAGCCGAAAACACAACCAUGAAUACAUCAGGAUCAAGGUCAAUCGUAGUUGAAGUGAAACCGAAUCACUCUAAUACUGGGUUGUCAGGGUCAAGAAUAGGGCGCAAUCAUUCAGCUUUAAAUGAUAUUGACAAACCUUCGCGGGCGCGUCACUCGCUUACAUUAAACGAGGCAGACAGCACAGAGAACUUCAGGCCGAUAGAAGCGGGCCCAGGAGCGAGUCCCAAAAGUCCUAAGAGGUCUCCUCGCUCAACAAGAAUGCUACCCGACAUUGAGACAAGAUAAUGUUGAGUUAAUAAAACUGGGUGUUGUCAAGCACGUAUCAUGGACAUCCUAUCACUGCAGUAUAAAAACUAAAAACUAGCUAACUACUAAGUUCAAUGGUGCUUCAUCGGCUACCUUCAAUGUCUAAUUAUAAAUCAACUACUGUAUUUUAGAAAAUUAGGUGUUCUUCGGGUUUUCAAUUGUGUUUUUGGUAAUCGAGAUUACAUCGAUAUUUUAAGCCUUCAUCCAAAAACAAAUUAGUGUAUAAGUUUUGCCAUUUGAAAACCCGUUGAAUUUUGACCAUCAUCUGGGGUCUUCCAUUUAUAUCUGCUUAGUUUCCGUUUCAUGUUCACUUUAAUGUCUCUUUCAUACCAAACUUCUUAGUCUCAAUGUCUUAUUUCAUGCAAGCUUUAGCAUGCACAACGCCAGAAAAAUUGAAAUACGUCUAACCUAUAAAAAGUUCAUAAAUUUAUUUUUGUCGUCAA